Molecule: messenger RNA, 396 nt
Organism: Halteromyces radiatus
Lineage: Eukaryota; Fungi; Mucoromycota; Mucoromycetes; Mucorales; Cunninghamellaceae
Product: HAD-like domain-containing protein
Exons: 3
Coding region: 80-343 (87 amino acids)
Molecular function (GO): phosphatase activity
Source: RefSeq, a predicted model, not a curated record
GGGAGAUUGAAAGACGCGCUCUCAUCAUUUUCUUUGAUUGUCUUCCUUUCUCUUGUUAUAACAUCCCUUUUUUAUCUUGAUGAAAACUCAUAUCAAAGCCUUACUCAUAGAUCUUAGUGGAACAGUACAUAUAGAUGCCAAGGUAAUUCCUGGAGCUAUAGAAGCCAUUAAAAAACUUCGUAUCAAUCAUAUUCCAUUUAGGUUUGCUACCAAUACAACCAAAGUAUCUUCAAGAAAACUAGUUGAAAAACUCAAUGGUCUAGGAUUUCAAGUGAAUGAUACUGACGUAUUCACUUCUUUAUCCGCCUGCAGAGACUUGAUUAGAAGCAAACAGUUACGGUAAAAGAAGAAGAAGAAGAAGAAGAAGAAGAAGAAGAAGAAGAAGAAGAAGAAGAA